Messenger RNA from Myzus persicae (green peach aphid), 1696 nucleotides. It is a transcript of the gene DEF8, whose product is annotated as differentially expressed in FDCP 8 homolog. The transcript has 7 exons. The coding region runs from base 318 to 1598 and encodes 426 amino acids. The record is from RefSeq and is a predicted model, not a curated record. NCBI's taxonomy places the organism in Eukaryota, Metazoa, Arthropoda, Insecta, Hemiptera, Aphididae.
AUUUCUAUUAUCAUGGCAUCUAUUACUAUUUAAUAUUUAUUAUUACUCUAUGAGCAUGGCACACUAAUCAUUAUGUUAGGAGUUAGUCUUAGUAGUAGAAGUGAUUAUUAUAUUUUAUUAUUAUAGAAUGACUUAGGUCAUAGUGUAAUCACAGGACAAUAGGUAAGAUGUGAGAUAUAAGUGUUAAGUAAAUCAGUUUUUUAUUUUUAUGUUAUAAGUUAUUCCAAUAUUCCAUAACAAAUAAUUGUCCUACAUUUUACUAAAUAGUAAUUCAAUAUAUUAUAGAAAUAACAAAUUAACCUGGUGGUAACUUUUCCAUGAGUUCAUUACCCAAAGAUUUUUUACUCAAUGUUGAAAUGAAUGAUUCAGUGAUUUCACUGUCAUCAAUAUCAUCUGAUUCAGUGUCAUCCGAAAGUUCAACAUCUGUAUCUGAUAACUUCUUAACAAUAAGCGAAAAUGAUUUAAAUGGUGAUAUAUUGGAAAAAGAAAUUGAAAAAUGCAAUCAAAUGAUAAGAACUACUAAAGAGUGUAGUCAAGAACGCAUGCGACUGGUCAGAAGACUAGUAGAGUUAAGGUUCAAAUUAGAAAUGAUAGCAGAAAUAAAGGCUUUAGAAAACAAAAAUCUACUGAAUGAAACUAAAGUAGUUUUUGGUCAUCAUUUAUCUUUUGUAUGGAAGCCAAAUUGGUUAGAAAAUAAAUUUUGUGACGUAUGUACAAAAACUAUUUGGAAAUACAUGCAUCAACUGUAUGAAUGUUCAGAUUGUGGAUACUACUGUCAUAUUUUCUGUGUGGAAAAAAUUAAAAGGGUUUGUACUGCAGUUGUUGCUAGUGAGCAUUCUAUGAUUUUAACUAUCACUCCGUCCAAUGGAUUGUUAUUUCAAGAUUACAAAUGUGCUGAAUGCCAAUCAUACAUCCGAAUUCGCAACACCAAAAUUUCACCUGAAGAUACUAUUUCAUUAGAGGCCCGCUUGUGUGACUAUGAUGGCAAAUAUUACUGCCCUUUACACCAUUGGAAUAAUACCGCUUUAAUACCAGCACGUGUUCUAUGUAAUUGGCAAUUUGAAAAAAAAUGUGUGAGUCAGGCAUCUUUUCAGCUACUUAAUUAUAACUAUAAAUCAAAGAUGUACAAUUUGGAAAAACACAACCCUAAACUCUAUACAUAUUUAGAGUCACUAAAUCAAAUUAAAAGCAUUAAGAAUAGCUUAGUUAAAAUGAAGAAAUACUUGGUUUUGUGUAAAGUUUGGAAUGCACAGUUAAAAAAUGUAUCCACUAGAUGCCAUGAAUUGUUAUAUGAUAGUAUUUUGUAUAGCAUGAAAGAUAUGGUUGAUAUAAAAUCUGGACUUUUUUUAGAGGAUUUAAAGAGAGUAAAAGAUGUCUGUGAAAAACAUAUUCGAUAUGAAUGCGAAAUUUGUAAAAAUCAAGGAUAUAUUUGUGAGCUUUGUCAAAAGGAAACAAUAAUAUUCCCAUUCGAUGAAGAUGCCCAUAGCUGUGAUAAAUGUGAUAAUGUUUAUCACUACCAAUGUUGGAAAAAUAGAGAUUUCUGCCCUAAAUGUAAAAGAAUUAAAGAACGGUCUAAACUCCAAGAAAUUUACAUCUGAAGUAUAAUUAAAUGUUAAACUAAAAGUAUUAAAACAUUUUAUUUUAAUCUAGAAUUAUAUUUUUUGUAUACUUAUCAAAAUUUAUAAUAUUUUAUACU